Molecule: messenger RNA, 13720 nt
Organism: Silurus meridionalis
Lineage: Eukaryota; Metazoa; Chordata; Actinopteri; Siluriformes; Siluridae
Gene: hspg2
Product: heparan sulfate proteoglycan 2
Exons: 92
Coding region: 375-12440 (4021 amino acids)
Molecular function (GO): protein binding; calcium ion binding
Source: RefSeq, a predicted model, not a curated record
UUUUUUUUUGUUUGUUUUUUUUUUUUUUGGAUACAUCAGACAGAACCGGACUUUGGAGAGGGGACAUAUUUUCUGGUCCGCAGAAUAAAACAGGAAGCAGGGAAAAAAGAGAAAACCUUGAAACGGAUAUAACAAUCUUGACCAGAUUUGGGAGCAGUACUCUUCGCGCGCGCGCGCACACACACACACGCACGCACGCACGCAUGUACACGCGCGCGCACUCAGACACACACUCGCACGCGCACACGCACGGUUGAGUGUGUUAAGGAGACACACCACCGCUUUUCUUCUCAAGUGACUCCAAAAAACUUUGGCGGCUUGUGUUUGAGAGAUUGAGAUUUUCUCAGUUUCCCAGGAGGACGGCCUUGGAGAAGAUGGGCACGCGCACAGGAGUGCGAAAGUUUUCCGUUCUGCUCAUCUUGUUGCUCGGGUCUCAUCUCAUCGAGGGGGCCAAGAGCUCAAAGGUGUGGGAUGAGGUGCCAUUUCCAGAGGAUCUCGAGGUGGCCAGUGUGCCGAGGCCUCAGCGCUACCUCGAAGACGAUGAAGACUUUGCCGCCGAUGAAUCAUCAGGAGAUUUUAUCAGUGGAGAAGAGGAUGGAAGCACCCCAGAGCCACCAGUAGUCGACCUCUCUUCUACAAUAUACUAUCGUGCCCUGGUGAACUUCACAGACUCCUUCAUCUAUGGGCCUGAGCUUGACGACUUCGAUUCUGUUGCCUUUCAAGAAAUCUCCGCCGCCAUUGUCGACACGCUUGAGUCUGACUACUUCAGGAUACCCGGAACCCAAACUGUCAAUGUGGUCCUCAUCAAGCAAAUCGGCAAUGAUGUGUUUGUGGAACUGGACGUGGGCUCGGACGAAAACGAUAACGAAGCUCAAAUUCGAGAUGUGCUGUACUCCGUGGUCAGCGAAGGCUCCAUUGCGUCUUACGUGACCUCUGUCAGGGGCUUUGAUUUUAGACGUCUGGGAAUAGCUGAUACCACCCUCCACGUGGAGCCUCUAGCUUCUCCAGCGGAGCCCAUCUUACCCAGGCCCUGUACCACCAGCGAGUUCAGCUGUCAAAUCGGUGCGUGCAUACCUCUGGAUUUUGUCUGCGACAAUCGACCGGACUGUCCAGACAUGAGCGAUGAGAUCAAUUGUGCUCCCGAAGAACCCGUUACUCUUCUACCCAUUCCAAUACCAAGUCCUACGUCAGAGGUUAAAAUCCCUCCACGUCCCGGGCCGUGCCGCGCCGACCAGGCCACGUGUCAGAACGGACAGUGUAUCUCCCGAGACUACCUGUGCGACGGAGAUCGCGAUUGCAGCGACGGAAGCGACGAGCUCAAGUGUGGAACUCCUUCACCCUGCGAGCCCAACGAGUUCAAGUGCCAGAACGGUCGCUGUGCACUCAAACUGUGGCGCUGCGACGGAGACAACGACUGCCACGACAACUCUGACGAGAUCAACUGUCCCGCUAAAAAACCCGGGGACGUGUGCGCUCCCGAGCAGUUCCAGUGUCUGAGUGACCAGACCUGCAUUCCCGCUAGCUAUCAGUGUGACGAGGAGCCUGACUGUCGUGACCGCUCUGACGAGUACGCCUGCGCCCCUCCUACAGUGACCAGCCCUCCGGAAGAGUCCAUUACAGCAGCACGGGGGCAGACGGUGACCUUCACCUGCACGGCAGUUGGCGUGCCCAUCCCCAUCAUUACGUGGAGGCUAAAUUGGGGCCACAUUCCGACCAGUAACAGGAUUACGAUGACCAGCGAGAAUGGCCGCGGGACUCUGACCAUCCGUGAUGUGAAGGAAGCAGACCAGGGCGCGUACACGUGCGAAGCGAUAAACGCAAAAGGCUUGGUGUUUGCCAUUCCGGAUGGAGUGUUAACCCUGACUCGUUUACCCAGUAACUGCCCCGAAGGACACUUUAACUUGGGCAGUCAGUGUGCACCCUGCUACUGCUCCGGCAUCACCAAGAUCUGCCACAGCACGGGGCGCUACCGCAGCCAGAUCUCACUGCGCUUCACCGAGGAGGAGAACUUUAAAGGUGUGAACGUGUCCUUCCCGUCUCGGCCAGGCACUCCUCCGCCUCUCUCCUCUACUCAGUUGAUGGUUAAUCCGGAGGAAGAGGAGCUCCAGCUGGUGGAUUUGUCUCGCCGUUUCUUGGACCUGGAAUCGUACUGGACUCUUCCACGCCAGUUUCUGGGCAGCAAGGUGGACUCUUAUGGAGGUUAUCUGAAGUAUAAGGUGAGCUACUUGCUGCAGAGGGAUGGCUCGGAGCCAGUGGACAAACCUGACGUGGUCCUGAGGGGGAACGGAAACAGACUUGUAUAUCGCCGCGGCUCUCCCACAAACCCCAACGUUAAAAACCAGAGGGAGAUCAAAUUUACAGAGGAAAACUGGCAACACAGCUCCGGGCAGCCGGUGACUCGCGCGGAUCUCCUGAUGACCCUGUCGAACCUGGAGAGCAUCAGCAUCCGCACAAUCUAUAACAACCGCAUGGCCAGCGUGGGUCUGAGCGACAUCGUCAUGGACACCACCACCGCGGUGUUCAGCCUGCAGGGUCAGCCUAAAGAUGUAGAGGAGUGCAGGUGUCCACCCGGUUACUCCGGCCUCUCCUGUGAGUCGUGCUUGUCCGGGUUCGAGCGGGUACCUGGUGGUCCUUACCUGGGCACCUGCGCCGGGUGUAAUUGCCAUGGCCAUGCCAGUGCCUGUGACCCCAUCAGCGGACACUGCCUGAGUUGUCAACACAACACAGAGGGACCUCAGUGUGAUAAAUGCCGUCCCGGGUAUUUCGGUGAUCCCACUCGGGGUCGACCGGACGACUGUAAGCCCUGUCCCUGUCCUUACACAGAGACGUCUCGCAGGUUUUCGGACACUUGCUUCCUGGAUGUGGACGGUCAGGCAACCUGCGAUGCCUGCGUACUAGGCUACACGGGACGCCGCUGUGAGAAGUGUGCGUCUGGGUAUGUGGGAAGUCCACUGCAGCCUAACGGCAAAUGCAUUGCUCACAGUGCAGAGAUUAAACAGUGUGACAACAGAGGAACGAUCAGUUCCAGCAGCAUGCCGUGUAACUGCAAGGCCAACGUAGCUGGAACUUUGUGCAACGAGUGUAAGCCAGGAUCCUUCCAUCUGAAUGCUGGAAAUCCCGAUGGGUGUUUGAAGUGUUUCUGCAUGGGAGUGACCAAGCAAUGUGCCAGCUCCACCUGGACCAGAGAUCAGGUGCGAGGUGGCGUCAACGGGCAGCUCUUUUCGCUCGCCAACGAAGGAAAUACUCGGUCUAUCACCGAAGGCAUCACUCAGAAAGGAGGCAGCGAGGUCGUCUUCCGCUGGUCGUACAACAUUCCCAAUGACAUCUUCUACUGGGUGCUGCCCGAGAACUUCCGAGGAGACAAGGUGACUGCAUAUGGAGGAGAGCUGCUCUACAGGGUGCGUUAUGAGACUCGCGGCUAUUCUGUGGUGAUCGAAAACAAGCCUGACGUGGUUCUCCAGGGCAACGGCAUCUUCCUGGAGCACUACUCGCAGACCAAUGCGCUGCCUCUAGUCCCUGGCACCAUCACCGUGCCUUUCCGAGAGUCGGCGUGGAGGAGAGCUGAUGGACAGCCGUGCACUCGAGAGCACCUGCUGAUGGUCCUGGCCGACGUGUCCGUCUUCAUGAUCAGAGCCACUUAUGCGGACAACAUGGCCGAGAGCAGCAUUUCUGACAUCCAGCUGGACAUUGCGGUGCCACAUUCCACGGGGAACGGGAGGGCUCUCGAGGUGGAGGAGUGCGCCUGUCCUCAAGGCUACAGAGGGCCGUCAUGCCAGGAUUGUGAUGUGGGAUACAUACGCACCAGCUCAGGCCUGUACCUUGGCACCUGUGAGAAGUGCGAAUGCCACGGGCACGCCACUAGAUGCGAUUCAGAGACGGGCAGAUGCUUGCAAUGCCAGCACAACACAGCUGGACCCAGAUGUGAAAUCUGUCAUGUUGGUUUCUAUGGCGAUCCUGUGACUGGCGGGGUGGACGCUUGUAGAUCAUGCCCUUGUUUUGGGCCCACCUCAGGAAGCAGUGAGACGAAAUCCUGCUACUUAGACAGAGAUGGACAGCCGACUUGCAACUGUCCUGUUGGAUACACUGGAAGACACUGUGAGAGAUGUGCCUCAGGAUACACAGGCAACCCUGCACAUGGACAAGACUGCACUCCAGGAAGCGGCCGAUGCCAAAACUGCGACCAGCGAGGAAGCGAAGGCUGCGGUUCAGACGGGAUCUGCCGCUGCAAGAUGAACGUCGAGGGUCCCUCGUGCUCCAGCUGCAAGCCUGGUGCCUUCCACCUCAGCCCUGCCAACAAAGAUGGCUGCCUAGCAUGCUUCUGCAUGGGAGUCACUCAGCAGUGCUCCAGCUCAUCCUUGUACAGAGAUGUUAUCACCACCGUGUUUGCCCCCGGGAACGUGAAUGGCUUUGCACUUGUGAACCGGCAACGCACCAACCGCAUCAGCACCGGAUUCUCUGUGGAAUUGUCCUCAGAGGGGACGCAGCUCUCCUUCACCAACUUCGACCACCACAGCCAGGAGCCCUACUUCUGGCAGCUACCCUCCAGCUACCAGGGAGAUAAGGUUCCUGCCUACGGAGGAAAGCUCAAGUACACCAUCACAUACGUGCCAGGGCCAAGGGGCGCUCCGAUUGAUGAUGUAGACGUUCAGAUCAUUGGCAAUGACAUCACGCUCGUAGCUCGCCAGGACUGGAGACGGACGCUGGGCACGAGAGAAACCCGUAACUUUGAGUUCGUCUUCCGUGAGGAGUACUGGCAGCGUCCCGACGGCAUGCCCGCAACCCGAGAGCACCUGCUGAUGGUGCUGGCUCACAUGGACGACAUCCUGAUCCGAGCUUCUUAUUACACAGGCAUGCGCUCGUCCAGCAUCUCGGGGGUGAGCAUGGAGAUCGCCGUGCCUCACUACACCAGCCUGGGCCGAGCUCUGGAGGUUGAGCAGUGCCGCUGCCCGCCCGGGUAUCAGGGCCUGUCUUGCCAGGACUGCGCUCAAGGCUACACUCGUACAGGUGGAGGACUUUAUCUCGGUCAUUGCGAGCUGUGUGAAUGUAACGGACAUUCAGACACCUGCCACCCUGAGACCGGCGUCUGCACGGGCUGCCUGCAUAACACCAUGGGUGAGAUGUGUGACCAGUGUGCUGCAGGGUUCUUUGGAGACGCCAGUGCUGGAACCCCAGAAGACUGUCAGCCCUGCGCUUGUCCUCAUACUGACCCAGAGAACCAAUUUUCGCCCACUUGUGAGAGUCUGGGGAACGGAGACUACCGGUGUACCGCCUGUCAGACAGGCUACAUGGGCCAGUAUUGUGAGCGAUGUGCACCUGGAUAUGUUGGAAAUCCACACCAGAGAGUCAAAUGCCGGCCGUAUGAUGCAGCUGCCCCUCUGGUGGUGAGGGUCUACCCUGAGAGGGUACAGGUGUCUCAGGGCAGCUCGGUCACCCUCAGGUGCCAGGGAUCCGGACCUCCACCACACUAUUUCUACUGGACACGUGAUGCUGGCCGUCCAAUCUCCAGCUCGGCCGAGAGACGCAAACAAGGAGAAGAGCUGCAUUUCUCCAGCGUGCAGACUAGCGAUGCCGGCGUGUACACGUGCACCUGCAGAAAUCAGCUCAACACCAACCGCAGCCAGGCUGAGAUCAUUAUAACAACUUCUCCCUCCAAACCCAUUGAGGUGUUUAUUGAGGAGCCUAAAUUCCAGAACGUGAUUCACGGAGCUACAGUGAACUUCAUCUGCACAGCCAAGAGCAAAUUCCCAGCCUACACGCUCGUGUGGACGCGUCAGGGCAGCGGUAAGCUCCCCGACCGCGCCAUGGACUUCAACGGCAUCCUGACCAUCCGCAACGUUCGGCCCGAAGACGCUGGCGUGUACGUGUGCACCGGCUCCAACAUGUUCGCCAUGGACGAGGGCACUGCCGUCCUAAACGUCCCAGACGGAACUAAGGCUGAGAUGUUUUUCACAGCCUAUGAAAUGUUUGAAGGACAUAGACAGCCUGGCGAACUAUCGGUCAAGAUCCAGCCACCCGUCCGCACGGUCCAACAAGGCCAAAGUGCUGAGUUCCGCUGCACCGCCACUGGCAACCCACCACCUUCAGUUGAGUGGACAGGCGGUCUGGGCAAGCAGAUCAGCAGCAGCGCCAUCAUCAGAGGUGGGGUUCUCACCUUCCCAUCUGUGCAGCGCUCUGAUGAGGGCGACUACAUCUGCAGGGCCAUUAACACACAAGGAGAACAAACAGCUCGAGCGACCCUCUACAUCUACAGUUCACCUGCUGAUAAAGCGGUGAAGCCCACAGUCACAAUUCAGCCACCUGUACUCAGAGCCCAACAAGGCACACGUGUUGAGUUUCUCUGUACUGCCACUGGCAACCCGACACCUUCCAUCGAAUGGACAGGAGGCCCAGGAAACCGUAUCAGUGCCAGCGCUGUCAUCAGAGGUGGAGUUCUCACCUUCCCAUCCGUUGAGCGCUCGGAUGAGGGCGACUACACCUGCAGAGCCUUCAACACACACGGAGAACAUGCAACCCGGGCUGUCCUAUACGUCUUCGGUUCAUCCGCUGUCGAGGAGAAAAAGCCUACAGUGACGAUCGACCAGCCAGUGCUCACCGUCAAAAAGGGCCAACGAGCUGAGUUACGCUGCACUGCAACUGGCAACCCAGCUCCUUCUAUUGAGUGGACAGGUCCAGGCAACCAAAUCAGCAGCAGCGCCAUCAUCCGAGACGGAGUUCUCAUAUUCCCCUCUGCAGAGAGCACUGAUGAGGGCGAAUACACUUGCAGAGCCUUCAACACGCACGGAGAACAUGCAGCACGACUGGUCCUCUAUGUCCAGAGUUCAUUUGUAGUGGCAUGGCCCAGAGUGACCAUCCAACCGCCUGUGAUUACUAUCCAGCAGGGCCAACGCGCUGAGUUCCGCUGCACAGCCACUGGAAACCCGGCUCCCUCGGUUGAGUGGACGGGAGGUCCAGGGAACCGAAUCAGCAGCAGCGCCAUUAUCCAAGGUGGAGUUCUCACCUUCCCUUCCGUACAGCGCUCUGACGAGGGCGACUACACCUGCAGGGCCUUCAACACACACGGAGAACAUUCAGCCCGAGCGGUCCUUUACGUCCACAGUGCCAGUUUACCUCACGUGCAGGUGAGCCCGCAACGUGUGGAGAUUCACGAAGGUGAGACUUUACGCCUCUACUGCAGAGCCGGAGGUUCUCCCAGCCCGGGUCUGACUUGGAAAAGGCGAGGUGGAACUCUCCCUCCUCAGGCCAUUCCCUCUCACGGUUUCCAUCAGUUUAAAUCCAACAGUCUCGAUGCGUUGCAGAGACGUAUUGACGAAAUGCAGGCUCGUGUGGAACGCACUGAUUACGGCACCCUGCUCAUCCCCAACAUGAAGCCUUCUGACGGCGGCACGUAUCUGUGCAUCGGUACGAACUCCAUUGGCUCCUCCGAGGCUGUGAUCGAAGUUACGGUGCUUAAAGGUGAAAUCGUUCCAUCUGAUGUGACCAUCCAAAGCACAACUAGCACUGUGUUGCAGGGAGAGACGCUGGAACUGAACUGCGUCGACCAAGGAAACUCUUCACCUUCUGUCACAUGGAGCAGAGCCAACGCUGUAGGCCUCUCCACUAAGUUUGAGGUUGUCGGAUCGAAGCUGCGCAUUCUUCAGGCGACCCCGGAAGAUUCUGGAGAGUAUAUCUGCAGGGUGGACAAUGACUCGAACCCUCGCCAAACCUCCAUCUAUGUCUCCGUUAUUUCUGAGGCCGUCCGUCACCAGAGCCCGAUCAUCUCCAUUGAGCCCCACAACAUAAUAGUGUACAAGGGCGAGGCGGCCAGCUUUAGGUGCCGGUUACACGCCGGAGCUCAGCCUGUGCGCAUGGAGUGGAAACUUUCUACCAACCAGCCUUUACAAGAUAAUGUGCAGGUCAGUCCAGACGGUUCAGUGCUCACUAUUUCGAGUGCUCAGCCAGUAAACCAGGGCGCAUACCGCUGUGUAGCCAGCAACCCAUACGGAGUCACGCACAGCAUUGCAUCUCUGAUUGUCAGAGAACUUCCCAAAACCACUGUGACACCCACAGGGCCAGUGAGGGUGAAUGUUGGGAAGCCCAUUAAACUCGAGUGCAAGGCUGCUGGAGAGCCUCAACCAUCUGUCACCUGGCACAAGCUGGAUAACAACCGCAGGAUGAUUCUCAAAACCUCUGAUCCCAAGGAGUCCAGCGCAGUCAUGGAGAUUUUGGUUGCACGGCCUGAGAACAGUGGCACAUACAUUUGUACGUCUCAGAACAGCCAGGGCAGAUCAGAGACCCGGGUCGAGGUGAUUGUAGAAGGUGGAGCUCAGGUGCCAUCGGUGCCAUCGGUGCCUCGUGCUAUUGCGCGUGAGCCUCUGCUGGUUGUAGUGGAGGGGGCUGCUGCAGUUCUACACUGUGAUGCUCACGGAUUCCCCAAACCAACAAUCACCUGGUCAAAGGGCAUUGAACCUUUGCCGUUGAGAUACCAGUUAGUUAAUAACAGUCUGGUCAUACAGAGCGUGAGACAAGAGGACUCUGGAACGUACACCUGCACAGCCACAAACCCCAUGGGCACCAGCCAAGUCACCGUCAGGGUGAAUGUAGAGAAACUUCCCAAAGCCAAUGUGACACCCACAGGUCCAGUGAGAGUAAACGUUGGUGAACCCAUUUUCCUUGAGUGCCAGGGAGCUGGAGAGCCUCAACCUUCUGUCAUCUGGCAUAGACUGGAUAACCCUAACCCUGUUCCCAAGGAGUACAACGCAGUCAUGCAGAUUUUGGUUGCACGGCCUGAGGACAGUGGCACAUACAUUUGUACAGCUCAGAACAGCCAGGGCAGAUCAGAGACCCGGGUCGAGGUGAUUGUAGAAGGUGGAGACCAGGUGCCAACGGCGCCUCGUGCCAUUGCGCGUGAUCCUCUGCUGGUUGUAGUGGAGGGGGCUGCUGCAGUUCUACACUGUGAUGCCCAUGGAUUCCCGAAACCCGUGAUCACCUGGUCAAAGCUUAGAGCACCCCUUCCGUGGAGACAUAAGAUAGUUAAUAAUGAACUGAUCCUACCCAGUGUGGGACGACAGGACUCUGGAACGUACAUCUGCAACGCCACCAAUGACAUGGGCACCAGCGAAGUCACCGUCAUGGUGGAUGUCGAGACGCCUCCGUACACCACUACUCUGCCUGACGACGUGGCCGUGCGAGUCGGCGAGGUCAUCAGGCUGCAGUGUAUUGCACAUGGAACACCACCGAUGCAAUUCGAAUGGAGCAAGGUGAACGGAAACAUGCCUGCUCGGGUUGAGGUGCAGGGAGGAGACCUACAGAUCAACCUAGCUUCCCCAAGCGAUGCUGGAAGCUACAAGUGUGUUGUUAGCAACAAAGUGGGCAGGAGCGAGGCGGUUGCAAAAGUGUCUGUACGAUCGCCACUGUCAGUGCGCGUCUCCCCCCAGGUGGAGGUAAAGGCUCUGGGCAGUGCGGUGGAGUUCACAUGCUCAGCCAGCGGAGGACCCGAGGUCACUCUGGAGUGGCUGAAGGAGGGAGAAACACUUCCACACAAUCAUCACAUCAAAGAUGGAGUUCUACGGAUCGAGAACUUGGAAAAGAGCAACGAGGGAAUGUACAUCUGCAGAGCAACCACGUUGUUUGGCCAGGCGCAGGAUACCGCUAAGCUCACUAUUCAAGCCUUGCCCAAGGUGAUGAUUAACGUGCGUACGUCGGUGCAGACGGUCACGGUGGGCACCUCGGUGGAGUUCGAGUGCUAUGCUGAGGGCGACCCGGUUCCCACGGUGCGCUGGAGUAAAGUGGGAGCUCCGCUGCCUGAUCAUGUGCAGGUGAAAGGGGCCAUGCUGAGGAUCGAGCGCGUGAUGGAGGUCGACGCCGGGCAGUACCGCUGCACCGCAACCAACAACGUCGGCUCGGUUCAAACCCAAGUGGUCCUUAACAUCCAGUCUUUGCCGCAAAUUGCCGCUCAGCCUGAUACGAAAGAAGUGACCGUGGGCUCGACUGCCAUUUUCCCCUGCAUUGCCACCGGGUAUCCCGUUCCAAACAUCACAUGGUCAAAGCGGGAGAACGAACUCCCACCCAAGUGUUUCCAGGACGCCCAUGUGCUCACCGUCCCUAACGUCAGCCACGAAGAUUCUGGCACGUAUGUGUGUACGGCAUCAAACAAGCAGGGCAAAGUGGAGGCUUUUACCAAACUCAAUGUGCACGAGCGAGUGAUGCCGUAUUUUAGUCAGGAGCCUCUGUCCUACCUCAGGCUUCCCACCAUUAAAAGUUCCUACAAAGCGUUCAAGAUUAACAUCACCUUUAGGCCAGACAACGUGGACGGUCUCGUUUUGUAUUCCGGAAUGAUCCUGUAUAACGGCCAGAAGAAGGCUAUGGGGGCCGAUUUCAUUUCUCUCGGCCUUGUAGGUGGUCGCCCUGAAUUCAGGUUCGAUGUGGGCUCUGGCAUGGCCAGCAUCCGCUACCCAACUGCAAUCAAGCUAGGUGAGUUCCACACAGUGCAGCUGUACCGUAACGGCACGCAUGGGUCUAUCACAGUGGACAAAGAAGCUCCGGUCAGUGGCACCUCCCAGGGCAAAUUCCAAGGGCUGGAUCUGAACGAGGAGCUGUAUGUGGGCGGAUAUCCAAACUACAGCAUGAUCGCCAAAACAUCAGAGCUCAAGAGCGGCUUUGUUGGCUGCAUUAAACAGCUGAUUAUCCAGGGUGAGGAAGUGAUUUUCAAGGAUCUGGAGAAGAGUUCAACCGGUGUGACUGACUGCCCCACCUGCAAGGAUCACCCCUGUCAGAACGGUGGAGUGUGUAGAGACGCUCGGGAAAGUCUGUACAAGUGCACAUGUCCGAGAGGAUUCACAGGAAGCAAUUGCCAGCACCUUUCAUCCGAACACUGCCAUCCCGAGGCUUGUGGCCCGGACGCGACCUGCAUUAACCGUCCCGGCGGCGUGGGCUAUGACUGCCGCUGCCACCUUGGCAAAUACGGACACAAAUGCAUGGGCGGUCUGCUGGUGACGAUGCCGCUGUUUGACGGCGACGAGUCGUAUAUCGUGUAUCCUCCUCUUACUAACAUCCACAACGACCUGCGCAUCGACAUGGAGUUCAAGCCGAUGGACAAAGACGGCCUGAUGUUCUUCCUCGGCGGGAAGAAGGUGAAGGUGGAGGACUUUGUCGCUCUGUCGCUCGUGGAGGGACACGUGGAGUUUCGUUAUGAGCUCGGCACAGGCCAGGCAGUGCUGCGUAGUCCUCAGCAGGUGUCUCUAGGCGAAUGGCACUACGUGACAGCGGAGCGCUUCAACCAGGAUGGCGUGCUGAAGCUGGACGAUGGACCCGAAGUCAGGAAGUCAUCUCCUGGGAAGUCUCAGGGCCUCAACGUGCACACCGCAAUGUUCCUGGGCGGCGUGCCGAAAAAGGACAUCCUGCCCAAACCUGCCAACGUCAGCAUGUUCUUUGAGGGCUGCAUCGGAGAGGUGUCUAUCAAUGGGAAGAAGAUCGACCUCUCCUACACGUUUAUAGAGAGCAGGGCCAUCAGUCAGUGCAUUGAUAAUAGCCCAUGUGACCGCAAGCCGUGUCAGCACGGUGGCACCUGCAUGCAAACCGCCGAGUACGAGUUCCAAUGCCUCUGCAUGGACGGCUACGAGGGAGAUCGCUGUGAGGUGGUGAAGGACACCUGCGUGGACUCGUCUCAGUGUCAUAACGGCGGCAGCUGUGUGAACAGUCACUGUGUGUGUGCCGCAGGUUACACGGGCGUCUUCUGCAGAAAAGGGCAGAAGGCCGUCGUCCUCGAGGCGCCGUGGAAUUUGGAGGCAAGCGGGGUGAACGAUUCUCCAAUACAAUACGCUGCAUUUUUCCAUGAUGACGGCUACCUCAGCCUCCCCAAAGCCAUGUUCCCACGCAGUUCUCCAGUGUCACCUGAGACCAUCGAGCUAGAGAUAAACACUAUUUCUGAGGACGGCCUCAUUCUGUGGCAGGGGGUGGAGCCCGCAGCCUCCCUGAGCCUGCACAAGUCACACACUCACAACAAGGUUCUGCAUAAGCAGACACUGAAACAAGAAUCAGGAGACCAGGGAAGGGGGAAAGAUUUCAUAAGCCUUGGCUUACACAAUGGACACCUGGUGUUCAGUUACCAGCUGGGCAGUGGAGAGGCAGAAAUCCUUUCAAAGGAGCGCAUUAAUGAUGGACACUGGCACAAAAUCACUGCAGUCAGGACAGGAAAGCAGGGCUACGUACAGGUUGAUGACAGGGCAGCUCAGCAUGGAGAGUCCCCUGGCAGGAGUGUCAUGGUAAACACCAAGGGCAGCAUCUACCUGGGUGGAGCUCCAGACAUGGCCACUCUGACUGGCUCGAAGUUCUAUUCAGGCAUCACGGGCUGCGUGAAGAACCUGUCUCUGCUAAACGUCAGGCCGGGAGAACAGCCGUCGCGGCCCAUUGACCUGCAGCUGCACGCCGAAGGCGGCAAAAACGUGCAACGCUGCACAUCGUAGGCAAAGUCGCUCCAGCGCCACCUAGAGACUGAGAAAAUACUCACACAUACCGCAAAAGGAGACAAGGAUCUAAAUACACCUACAGGACUGCAGAUGCAUUUCACUUGCAUUUUCACCCACACACACACACACACACACACACACACACACACACACACACACACACACACACAUAUACAAAAAAAAAAAAAAAACAGGCUGUUCUGAUACACUUACAGGAUCACCAAUGCAUUUUAACCUCCGUACACACAAACAGGGUUUCUCUGAGAUAGCCAAAGAGUGUUUUUUGCUUUAUGUUUAACACACACACACACACACACACACACACACACACACACACACAUACACAUACACACUGAUAUAAUCCCUUGGUGCCUUACUGCUGCCAAAAGUACAUUUUUUUUACUCUGUGCUGCAUAAACCAAAAGAGAUCGAGAGAAAAACACACAUCUUUCACUAAGUGUUAUAUAAAAAAAAUGAUGAUUAACAUGGGAUAUCUGUUUACCUAGUCCUUCAGUAGCUUUUCUUAGCCAUAAUUGAAAAAAGAGUGAGGGAUUACAUUAUAAAAAAAUAAAAAACUUACAUGACAUGCCUUCACUUAGUUCAGUUCCUAUGUGGUCAGAAAAUGUUUUUACAGCACUGAAUUUUUAUUUAUAUGCAUAUGAAUAUAUGGAUCUAUAUGAAACAUUUGUGUCGGGAAGGACGCUCAUUAACCCUAGCCUGUAUUCUUUUUUUUUCUUCUUUAUUUGUUUCUUGAGUUAAUUCUAGGUCCUAAUAACGUGUGUCCGAAGCUUGUGCGCUAAGCUGUGUUUAAUACUUGAAGAUUCUGCUGCCUUUCUUUUUCUUUCUUUUUUUUUCUGCUCUGUUCCCUCUCUGAGACCGCUUAAACAUUUCUAAAACACGGGGACGGGGGUUUCUGUACACUGGGAAGGUCACUCCAAACACACUCCACAUCUCAGGUGACGAAGCAAAAGACGAGAGAAAGCGUUGGACGCUGAAAAAAGAAAAAAAAAACGAGCGAGAUUGUUUGUUGGGAGACUUUUUUGUAUGCAGUUUCUAUUUAAGAGAAAUGUCAUCAUACAUCCUAAUGUACGUUAAACCUCUUAAUUACUGGUGUAUAUGGAAAAAAAAAAACAAUGGUGCUAAACACAAUAUAAGCACAUGCUUUUCUGUCUUCUGCCAGUGACUUGCCUUUGUGUUUCUAAUGUAACAUGUAUUGUAAGUAGCAAAGACCACAAGUUUGCAAUAAAAGUAUUUUUUUGCUUAAUGCCAACCUGGAA